Messenger RNA from Esox lucius (northern pike), 1938 nucleotides. Its product is annotated as catalase-like. The record is from RefSeq and is a predicted model, not a curated record. Lineage: Eukaryota; Metazoa; Chordata; Actinopteri; Esociformes; Esocidae. Bases 68 to 1642 code for a protein of 524 amino acids. Gene Ontology annotation, molecular function: catalase activity; heme binding. Gene Ontology annotation, cellular component: peroxisome; cytoplasm; mitochondrion. The transcript has 11 exons. Gene Ontology annotation, biological process: response to hydrogen peroxide; hydrogen peroxide catabolic process.
AUAUCCUGCUGCUUGGAGAACGGUCAUCUUCCUUUCUUUACUAACUUGGUUUUACACUGCUUUCGAAAUGGCUGCGGAUAGAUGCAAACCAGCUGAUCAAAUGAAGCUGUGGCAACAGGGCCGAAGCUUUAUGAGACCAGACAACCUGACCACUGGGGCUGGUCAUCCAGUAGGGGACAAGCUGAAUGUAAUGACAGCUGGUCCCCGGGGGCCUCUCCUGGUGCAAGACACCCCGUUCAUAGACGAGAUGGCCCACUUUGACCGUGAGCGCAUCCCAGAGAGGGUGGUGCAUGCCAAGGGUGGCGGUGCGUUUGGGUACUUUGAGGUGACACAUGACAUCUCUCGCUACUGCAAGGCCAAGGUGUUUGAGCAUGUGGGCAAAACCACGCCAAUCGCCAUUCGGUUCUCCACUGUGGCUGGGGAAUCAGGCUCAGCUGACACUGUGAGAGACCCACGUGGCUUUGCAGUCAAGUUCUACACUGAAGAGGGCAACUGGGACCUUACUGGCAACAACACACCCAUAUUCUUUAUCAGGGACGCCAUGCUGUUCCCAUCCUUCAUUCACUCUCAGAAGCGCAACCCCCAGACUCACCUGAAGGAUCCUGACAUGGUGUGGGACUUCUGGAGCCUGCGCCCUGAGUGUAUGCAUCAGGUGUCUUUCCUGUUCAGUGACCGUGGUAUUCCUGAUGGCUUCCGUCACAUGAAUGGCUACGGCUCCCAUACCUUCAAACUGGUUAAUGCCCAGGGUCAACCUGUCUACUGCAAGUUUCACUACAAGACUGACCAAGGUAUCAAGAACCUGAAACCUGAGGAUGCUGAACGCCUGUCUUCAACAGACCCAGACUACGCCAUUCGUGAUCUGUACACCGCCAUUGCCAAUGACAACUUCCCUUCCUGGUCCUUCUACAUCCAGGUCAUGACAUUUGAGCAAGCCAAGAAGUUUAAGUGGAACCCUUUUGAUCUGACCAAGGUGUGGUCUCACAAAGAGUACCCCCUUAUUCCUGUGGGGAAGUUGGUGCUCAACAGAAACCCCACCAACUAUUUUGCUGAGAUUGAGCAGCUGGCAUUUGACCCAAGCAACAUGCCCCCUGGCAUCGAGCCCAGCCCUGACAAGAUGCUGCAGGGGCGUCUGUUCUCCUACCCAGACACGCACCGCCACCGACUGGGUGCCAACUACCUGCAGCUGCCCGUUAACUGCCCCUUUAGGACCCGUGUGGCCAAUUACCAACGCGAUGGGCCCAUGUGCAUGUUUGACAACCAAGGUGGUGCUCCCAACUACUUCCCCAACAGCUUCAGCGCACCUGAGACCCAGCCCCAACAUGUGGAGACUAGGUUCAAAGUGUCCCCAGAUGUUUGCCGCUAUAACAGUGCUGACGAUGAUAACGUCACACAGGUGCGUACCUUUUAUACAGAGGUACUAAAUGAGGAUGAACGCCAGAGGCUCUGUCAGAACAUGGCUGGUGCCCUGAAGGGAGCCCAAGUAUUCAUCCAGAAACGCUGGGUUCAGAACUUGAUGGCUGUGCAUCCAGACUAUGGGAACCGAGUCCUGGCACUACUCGAUAGCUCUGAGCCCAAGAAGGACGCUGUGAGAGUGUACACCCCUGGAGAUGCUUCUGCCAUUUCUGCCUCCUCCAAGAUGUGAUGCCUUCACUCCCUCCUGAAGAAAGUUCCUCUGGUUGCAUUUGCCACCCGCUGUAAUCAGGGUUACAAGAUCAGAAUACUAACCGUCCCAAAAUGUGUGUAUAUAUAGUUAAUGAGCAAAUAAUCAUGAUAUGUUUUUCCAUAAUUUCUCAGACUGCUUACUGCACCGAAUGCUAAAUAUGCCUAAUUUCAGUUCUUACAUCUGGUUGCCUGUCCACUUUGCCAAAAUUCACACAGAAAUGAAUGUAGUUGGAUCUCAGCCUUAUGGAAGAAAAUAAAGCAUAUGCCUAAACUACA